This is a messenger RNA of Opisthorchis viverrini, 1809 nucleotides long. RefSeq lists its product as hypothetical. NCBI's taxonomy places the organism in Eukaryota, Metazoa, Platyhelminthes, Trematoda, Opisthorchiida, Opisthorchiidae. The record is from RefSeq and is a predicted model, not a curated record. The transcript has 8 exons. Bases 48 to 1664 code for a protein of 538 amino acids. Gene Ontology annotation, molecular function: protein binding.
CCGGCUGCCUGUCUGUUCAUGUGCGAACAUCACUAACGGAGGGCGAAAUGCAUGGUGGCCACGAAACAUAUUUUUCAUCUUCUUUAGAUUCUAACAACAGCGCAGAUAAAAUGCCACCAUUUUCUCAAUGCUAUGGGACGAAGCCUGGGACGAAACCGUUGAUGAAGAAUUUUUGUGGAUUCCGUUCUGGUUCGUUUGGAAUUAAUCGAGAGAUCGUGAACAGAAUUGACCAACAAAUUGAGUGCAAUGUGGGAUGUAAUGUGUCUAACUUGACUUCCAAAAAGUUGGCACCCAUAAACUGUGGUCAGCUCAGUGCAGCAAUUAACGAUCAAGCGACUAUGCUGCGUUUGAGAUCUGAAGUACCCCAUCUAACAAGAAAAGAUGUUGCAGAGGUUCGGUUGCCAUUCUUUGAACUACUCUGUCAUGAACUCUUGGAAAAUGGUUAUCACUACGCGUUCUCAGAAAUGUUCUCGAUAUAUCAAGCGCAAAAUGAGGAAAGAAGCGACGCAGGUCCGGAAUCAGCAUUAUGGUACAUCCCACCUUUGUCCGAGCAAUCCGACAAAAUGCGAUUAGUGGCACAUCAUCUAACAGAGGCCGAAGCUGCUUCUCGGAGGGGUGAUGCUCACACGGUGUUCACUAUGUGCCUACUACUCGGAUUAUCAUUUCUUCAAAAUUCAGACGAUCAAUGGCUUUCAGAACACUUUUUCAAACAUGCGCUUGAAGCCGCCAAGAUGAUCAAAGACGAUGAUGGAUUGAAGCUUGCUCUUGCACAUGAACACUGUGGUCAAAUUCUGCAAGCCCGAGGAAAACUUGCGGAAGCGUCGGUUAGUCUACAGGAAUUUCACCGAUUAACAAGGAAUAAACUGUGGAAAAACAAUCAAGGACAGUUAUUACAGAAAUUGGCAUCGACUUUAUUGGUAGAAAACUACCAACGACAAAUUGACGAAUGUCCCCCGGACUACCAUUCUGACCGCAUACAGCUGUGUCACAAGGCGCAAAAAAUCGCCAUUGAAUGUGACGACUGGAAAGUUGAAGCACCUGUUUCUCUCCGGCUAGGAGAAUUAUUGGAAGAGGCCGGACGCCUUGAUGAAGCACUGUCUGUUCGACGUGAAUUUUUUGAAAAAGCUUGCAUGAAAGGUGACUAUUUGAACCUCGGCCGAGUUUGUGAAGCAUUGGCCAAACUGUGUCACAGGAUGAACAAAAUGGAAGAAAGUAUCCAGUAUUUACAAAAGUUCGCACAGUCCUGUGAACGGCAUGGACAGUGGCUGGAGCUUGGUCGGGCAUGCCAGAUGCUGGGAACUGCCUAUGAUACCGUCGGCGACUACACCUCGGCUCUGAAAUGGAUGAAGAAAUCUUACAAUCUCCCACAUAUGAUACAGGGACUAAAACCGGAUUUGAUGAAAGAUACUACUGAGGCCGCUCGCAUUAUGAUAGGUGUUUCACGGGCACACCUUAUGCACGAUCGUUAUGCUAAAAACGUCCUUCAAUCUACCUCAAAGUCGGUUCAUCGAAUAGUCAAAUGGAAGGCUAGUCCUAAGGACGAAGAAAAACUCUUUGAUCUCCAUGAACUCAACGUUCCACCUGUUACAUUUAUUACUCGCAGGCCAAAAAGGGAUAUGCUACAUUGUGCACAUGAUCCCGUUACGGGAUUUCUGCAUCAUUAGCUUACUCUCAAUCGGAAUGGAGUGUAUCAGGUUAUAGCUGGUUUCAUCAAGGCAAAAUGCGAUCAGAACUUUACUUUCAACACAGCAAUGCAAUGAUGCAUUAUUUGGGUAGAUCAGCUUGAACAGACAAAAUAAAACAAUUGUU